This is a messenger RNA of Actinia tenebrosa (Australian red waratah sea anemone), 2339 nucleotides long. Its product is annotated as cysteine-rich protein 2-binding protein. Gene Ontology annotation, molecular function: histone acetyltransferase activity. NCBI's taxonomy places the organism in Eukaryota, Metazoa, Cnidaria, Anthozoa, Actiniaria, Actiniidae. The record is from RefSeq and is a predicted model, not a curated record.
UCAUUUCUGAUUUAUAAAGAUCUGAAGGAAAUAAUCCAACUUUGAGUCUGUUCAUGUUUUAGCAACUUUAGGCUCAAAAUAAAAAAAAUACAGCUUAGAAUAAAAAUGGAUGAAGAGGCAGAGAAUGAUUUGAAGAGUGAAAAUGAAAUAGCAAAGGAACAGAAAGAGUGUUAUUGUGGAGAGGUAAAAGAGAGUGAGCUUGAAAUUUUACGAUGCACCUUGUGCAAGAGACGUCUUCAUUUAGACUGUUUAAGGUCUGGUCGACCGAGCCCACUGGUAGGAGAUGUGUAUUUUGAAGUCACUUGCAGCGACUGUGCAUCAGAUGGAGAAGAAAAAUGCAAGAGAGUAUAUAUGAGCUGGUCUCAAGCAGUAUACCUGGCUCUGUACAACUUAUGCAUCUACAGCAGUGGUAGGAAGGGCUACUUUCGAUGGAAGGAAGAUAUUUGUCAGUUCUUGGAAAGAAACUGGAUGUUGCUCUUUCCUGGAAGGAAGAGAACCACUUCGUGGUGUAGUACAGUUGCUGGCACGCUAUCUAUAGGAUGUCCCCACCACUACAAAUCUGGAACUAAGGAAUUUAAAGAAAAUGGAUGGUGGGCUCUGGCAGACAAGGUUCCUCCUGUCGUCAAACUUGGGAGUCCAGGUUCAGAGCGAAAAAGAAAGAAGAAUUCUAAUAAAUCCUCAAAGAAAAGAAAAACACAAGUUGAAUUAUUAGAUGUAAGAGAACAGAAUACAAAAGAGGAGGAAGAAGCCAAGAAAGAGAUGAAUGAAUCAAAUGAAGAAACUGAUGAUCAACUUCUUGAGUCUUUGUUAUCUGGUAAUCCAGUUAACAUUGAUACCCAAUCUGAUGAGGUCAUUGGCUCUUUACUAUCUGGGCAAAGCCUUGAAGAAUUGGCAAAAAGUCCAUUUCCGUUCAUGGAAAUGGAUGAUCCUUGUUCAUUGAUAUCAGAUGACAUCAAAGAAGAGUGGGAUGGAAGUCAAGAUGAUAGUCAUGUUGGUGAAGGCAAUAACGACAGUGGUAAUGAAUCAGACAGAGCUGAGUCUGUAGCAUCAACUGUCAAAUCUGAAGUCAAGAAGCUGAGCAAGACGAGACAAAAUAACGAACAGGAUAUUGCUGCUGAAAAUAUUGAAAACAGACUUACCAAGAUAUCUGAAGAUGAUGAACAUGAAGUGCUUUGUAGACUGAAUGCCUGCACCGAAACAAUCCAGAAGGACUGUAAGGCUCGAAGGCUCAGAAGAAAACUAAUCCUAAGAAAGAUUAAAAGAGAAAAUAGCCUUCCACUGUUUGACUUGGAUGCAUUUAUCAAAACAUCAUUGUCAUCAACAAAGUGUUAUGUCUUCAGAGAUGGAGAUUUUGYUCCCUUAAAGAAUGAUGAUGCAGACAUGGAUGAUACUGCUGAAAAGCAGAAAGAACAAGAUGGCUACCAGCAGAAAAAUUCCCGCGUUUUUACGCGAUACAGUCGUGUACUGGAUAGAUUUUUGGCAGCACCUCAGAUGUUGAGAAGAAAAGAUCAACAGGCUUCUACAUUUCUAAGCCGUCUUGUUGGUGCAGACAGACAGACACUACUUAGACCCAUUACCAGUCCCUACACGGCCCGUGUACUCAAGCCAUUUAUUAGAAGAGACUUUGAAAGUCGACCUCUAAAACUGAGAUUACUAGAGGAAAUAAAGGCUUAUCCUCACAGGAAUGAUUCGUCUUGGAAGGCACCUCCAUCGUGUUCCUUAGAUUACUGUUACGUUCAACCUUACCACAUACCAGCUGUUAAUACCAUGUGUAGGGAAUUCUUCUGGCCCGGGAUUGAUCUUUCAGAAUCAUUACAGUACCCAGACUUUAGCUGUGUCGUUCUCUACAGGAGUCUAGUGAUUGGCUUCGCGUUCAUGGUCCCUGAUGUCAAAUACAACGAAGCAUACAUCUCCUUCAUCCUAGUCCACCCCGAGUGGCGUCGAGCAGGGAUUGGUACCUACAUGUUAUAUCACUUGAUCCAAACAUGUAUGGGAAAAGACGUUACCUUGCAUGUGUCUGUAACCAAUCAAGCCAUGUUGAUGUACCAGAAAUUUGGCUUUAAGCCUGAAGAAUUUAUAUUGGACUUUUACGAAAAGUAUUUACCUGAGAGUAGUCAGGAAUGUCGGCACGCGUUUUUCUUGAGACUCAGAAGGUGACAGAACAAAAAUGCGGUGGAAAUACAAUAAAGAUGUGCAAAAAUCUCGCAGAACAUUCUACGGCGUGAAACUAGGAAAGGUUUGCGCGCGGGAUGCCUGUGCACUCCUAUUCUUUGCUUGCGCCUCUAGAAUGCCACAAAUGUAAAAUAACUAAAAACGCAUUAAAAAUAUGAUAUGAUUUA